Camelina sativa (false flax) is the source of this 990-nucleotide messenger RNA. RefSeq names its product Ribosomal protein L30/L7 family protein. The record is from RefSeq and is a predicted model, not a curated record. Lineage: Eukaryota; Viridiplantae; Streptophyta; Magnoliopsida; Brassicales; Brassicaceae. Gene Ontology annotation, biological process: maturation of LSU-rRNA from tricistronic rRNA transcript (SSU-rRNA, 5.8S rRNA, LSU-rRNA). Gene Ontology annotation, cellular component: cytosolic large ribosomal subunit. Gene Ontology annotation, molecular function: RNA binding; structural constituent of ribosome.
UUUAUUUUUCAACUUUUUUACUUCGGUAACGGCCCUGCCUCCACUCUGUUCUACCGCCGACGACGUUCGUGAUCGCCGAAAUGACUGAGGCAGAAUCCAAGACUGUUGUUCCUGAGUCAGUGUUGAAGAAGAGAAAGAGGGAGGAAGAAUGGGCACUCGCCAAGAAACAAGAGCUUGAGGCUGCCAAAAAGCAGAAUGCUGACAAGAGGAAACUCAUUUUUAACCGGGCCAAGCAGUACUCCAAGGAGUACCAGGAGAAGGAAAUGGAGUUAAUCCAGCUGAAGCGUGAGGCAAAGUUGAAAGGAGGCUUCUAUGUUGACCCGGAAGCAAAAUUGCUUUUCAUUAUCCGUAUCCGGGGUAUCAAUGCCAUUGACCCAAAGACAAAGAAGAUUUUGCAGCUUUUGCGUCUAAGACAGAUUUUCAAUGGUGUAUUCUUGAAGGUCAACAAGGCAACCAUUAACAUGCUUCGCCGUGUUGAACCCUAUGUGACCUAUGGAUACCCGAACUUAAAAAGUGUGAAGGAAUUGGUUUACAAACGAGGUUUUGGAAAGCUUAACCACCAGAGGAUUGCCUUGACAGACAACUCCAUUGUAGACCAGGGGCUAGGGAAGCAUGGCAUAAUCUGUGUGGAAGAUCUGAUCCAUGAGAUCAUGACGGUUGGGCCACAUUUCAAGGAAGCCAACAACUUUUUGUGGCCAUUCCAGUUGAAGGCGCCAUUGGGAGGGAUGAAGAAGAAGAGGAACCAUUACGUGGUAGGUGGAGACGCCGGAAACCGCGAGAACUUCAUCAAUGAGCUCGUUAGGAGAAUGAACUGAACCGUAAGAGUUUUUGCUCUAAAACUCUAAAACUCCCUAGGAAACGUUAACGUAAGACAUCUUUAGCUUUUCGGUUGCUUGUGACAAACCAGCAAAGUAAUUCACCACCAUGAAUACUUAUCUUGUAUUGAUUGGUGGAACAUUAUCUCUGUUCGGAUGGAAAGUUAAAAACUGA